Molecule: messenger RNA, 4210 nt
Organism: Monodelphis domestica (gray short-tailed opossum)
Lineage: Eukaryota; Metazoa; Chordata; Mammalia; Didelphimorphia; Didelphidae
Gene: LRRC34
Product: leucine rich repeat containing 34
Molecular function (GO): protein binding
Source: RefSeq, a predicted model, not a curated record
GAUGCACGUGGCUCCGCCCCUCUAUAGGGGUGGGGCGGGGGAGGAGAGAGGACCGGCAGCGUCGGGUUGCCAAGACGACUACCGCUCGUCAUCCUCUUUUUUCUGAGGCCUGUGAUAGCCUCGCUACUCCCCGAUCGGCUAGGACAGGAUUGGAAGCAGGGGAAACCACACGCCCCCAGAGAGGCAGGGCGGAGCAACUGCUGGAAUAGCCAUGUCUAAUUCUCGUCAGGUGGGCGAGGGGCUGAGCCGCACCGGGGGAGAGUGGGAGACCUACGGCCCCUCCGUCGGCCCCUCGGUCGCCGCCUCCGUCGCCUCCACCACCGCCACGUCCUUCGAGAACGCCGCCGCCUCCUCUCUUUUGCCCGCCUUGCCAGCAGCGAUUGUGGCAGCUCUCAGCGUUCUCCCAGCAGAUUAUCUGGAGUUUUGUAGUGGUUGCGACCGGCCGCCCAAUCCAUUUAUAUAUGAAGCGCUCCAGCAACUAGAAAAAGAAAAUAGAACUAAAGUAGGAUUUCAAAAUGGAAUCAUAAUAAAACUAGCUGGCAAUAAUCGUGUAAUACCCAUGCAGAGACUCACCGAUGACGAUUUUGAAAUUAUUAGCUAUGUCGUAAAAAUACAUAGAACUGUUACAGGUUUGGAUGUUAGAUAUAACCUGAUAACUGAUACUGGAUCGAUUUAUGCCGCACAGCUAAUUGAGGAAAACCCAACAGUCGUCUACCUAAAUCUUAUGUUUAAUGACAUUAAGACUGAAGGAGGAGAAAUAAUAGCCAGAGCUCUCCAUAGAAAUCAAACUCUCAAACACCUAAGAAUGACUGGGAACAAGAUUGAAAAUAAAGGUGGAAUGUCUUUUGCCACGAUGCUUCAAAUUAACUCAUCAUUAGAGAAGUUAGAUUUGGGAGACUGUGAUCUGGGGAUGCAGAGUUUGAUAGCAAUAGCAACUGUUCUGACCAAAAAUGACUCAAUUAAAGGAAUAAACUUAAACCGCCCUAUUCUUAAGACUGAACAGGAGGAGUCAACAGUCCAUAUAAGCCACAUGUUGCAAAGAAACUCCACUCUUAUUGAACUGCACAUGUCUAAGCAUGAUAUUCAAAAUUUUGGCAUGCAACAGUUGUGUGAAGCCCUUUAUGAAAACACUGCUCUACGUUACCUGGACGUUACGUGCAACAGAAUAACUCGUGAUGCAAUGAAAUUUUUGGGAGAGCUAUUAAAAAGGAAUAAUGUAUUGGAAGUAAUAGAUCUUUCUUCGAACAGAAUCGAAGAUGAGGGUUCUAUGUAUGUGUGUGAAGCCCUGGCAUUUUACAACACAAGUCUGAAAGUACUAUCUAUAGUGAGCAAUAACAUAACUGGAAAAGGACUUAUUGGUUUCUCAGAAUCAAUGAAAACAAAUACCACACUUUCUCAUAUUUAUAUCUGGGGAAACAAAUUUGAUAAGGAAACAUGUGAGGCGUUUUCAAACUUAAUAGAAACGGGUCGUCUAAAACAAGAAAAUACAGAUGUGGAGCCCUAUAAAGUCGAUGGCUGCGUGUACCUUGCCGAGCUCUCUCAUGGUAUUAAAAGACAUUAUUACUGGACACCAACUUUUGGAGAAGUGAACAGUGCUGAAGCAAAUUCAGGGUAUGCCGUUGUGCCAACAGCUGCACAUCUAUGAAAACAAAAAACUCUCUAUUGGGUCUUAUAUACUGACUCCAUCAAGUAUACUGUCUACAGAUUAACGUGAAAGUAACAGCUGCAGGGGGACAGUACAGGUACGGGAAUAAGCAGCCUAAAAAUGAGCAAGCCAUUAAGCCACUUAAUACAGUAAUAGCAGUGACACAACAGAACUGAAGGGGCCCAAGACUUCCCUUUCCUGAGCUUCUUCUACUUGAUAACCAAAAUUGAGUUCCUUCGCUUUCUAAAUUGGAGGAGUAUGGCUUAUGUAGAGGAUAAAAAUCCCCAAGAUUAACAAUGAAGCCCACCACACAAGUAAGAAAAACUUUUCAGAUGAUUGAUAUGCAUACUGUUAAUUUACAUAAUGCAUAUUAACAUCUACAAAGAACAAACACCUGAGAAAACAAGACUAAAAAUAACAACAUUUACCAGUUGAUCCUUGGCUUGGCACACCACUGACUGCUAAAUUUUAAAUUUCAGUGGAUUACUGAAAAUGCACAAAUGAAUAAAAAUACAUUUAAUGAUUAAGCAAUGAGCUGCAGGGUGCUAACUGUUGAGAACACAAAUACAAGCAGGUGAGUCUCUUCCUGCCCUCAAGGAGCUCACAUUCUAGCAAGGAAAGGCAGUGUCUACUGGAGGAGCAAGAGUAUAAAUGACCCAAACCUGCCUUGCCAAAGAAGAUAGGAAAUCAAAGAGAAUGAUCUGAAAACAAGUCAGCUCCUGAUUCCUCAGACUUGUGCCCUCAGCUCUCCCUCUUCCUCAACCAAACCAUUCUAUCACCACCUCAAAUUGCAUAAUUUCUAUUAAAACAAAUCACAACAAGGGCAGCUGAGUGGCUCACUGGAUUUAGAGCCAAGUCUGGAGACUGGAGGUCCUAGGUUCAAAUGUGGUCUUAGACAUUUCCUAGCUGUGUGACCCUGAACAAGUCACUUAACCCCCACUGCCUAGCCCUUACCACUCUUUUGCCUUGGAACCAAUACACAGCAUUGAUUCUAAGAUGAAAAAUAAAGAUUAAAAAAUUUGUUUAAAUUACAUCAUAGAAUAAUAGUAUAUUUGAAAUUCAUCUGCAUUACUGAAUUCAGCAUACAAAAAUACAUAUAAAACACCAAGAAAUUUCCAUGUGCCCAAAUAUGUAUCAACGCUGAACUGAAUUUUAAUAUGAAGUUAAUUUAAACACAUUGGUACACUUGCCAAUAAGAAUUAAACAAUCAAUAAACACUAGUAACAGAAACUAUGCUGUUCUUUUCCAGAAAAAGUCAGGUAUCCUUUUUCAUAAAUGUAAUUUACCUAAAUAUGCAAAGGUAAAUUGACCUGAACUUUGAGCUCAAACCCCACUUUUAGCACUUACUAACCAUGAACAAUUCAAUUAACCACUCAAGACUCAGUUUCCUCAUAGGCAAAAUGGAGAUAAUAACUACCAAUUUCAAAGAUUACUGACACAAACGAGGUAACAUAUACAAAUUGCUUUAUAAACUUUAGUUUGAUAUAAAUACAAGCAAAUAUCCUCAUUCCUAUAUAUCGUACCAAAAAUUCAUAUUACUAGAAAGCAUCCUAUUAUGCUUUAAAGUUUGCCAAGUACCAUGGCACACAAAGGAUCAUAGAUUUUGGGCUGGAAGAGACUAAGCCAUCCAGGCUGACCUCUUGGCUUUGCAGACAAGGAAACUGAGGUCUAAAGAAAUUCAGUGACUGUUCUAAGGCCACCCAACUCCUAAGUGGCAAGGCUCAAAUCCUCUGGCUCUCAGAUUAGAACUCUUUAUUAUACUAAAUACCCUUCUCGAUUUUCCUCAUAAUAGGCUUAGGAAAUAAACGGUACCAUCUCAUCUUCUUCCACAGGAAAUGGAACUCAGAAAAAUUAAUUGAUUUGUUCUUACAAGCUAGUAAGUGAUUGAGGUGGGAGUCAUAAUUUAUGUAAAGUUGGUAGCAUUUUUGUUUCUGAAAAAAAAAGAAAAAGUAUGUAAGAUAUGCAAUAAUCCUCUGACUUCUUUCUUACCCCACAUAUAGUAAAACACUUUUCACUCUUCACUUUAGAUCAAUGGGGACUUCAAUGCAUCAUUUCCAUUAAUUUAUAGAAUCAAAUAUAGCUAUAUCCCAAAAAAUCAGACACCGACUGGAUCACAUUGUCCACGAUGCAGCACUUAAAAAGGAAAUUUAUUAUUGCUUAAAUUGCAAUUCUUCAACUUUAUGAAGCUUUUGUGUUACCACAAAGUCACAAGGCAAGUGUUGGGGGAGGGAACUCAAUUCCCCAUAGGACAGAUAAACCAAAUCGAUUAUCUCUGCUUUUAAUCCAUCUUGGGUUGUUCUUCCACUGAAUUCUUUCCAUGGACUCACUGCUCUCAAGACUAGAUUGACUCAGGGCAGAUAAAUGGCUCAGUGAGUUGAAAACCAGGCCUGGAGAUAGGAGGUCCUGGAUUAAAAUCUGGCCCCGGAUACUUCCUAGCUGUGCCACCCUGCACAAAUCACUUAAUCCAACUGCCUAGUCCUUACCACUCUUCUGCCUUGGAACCAAUACCCAGUAACAAUUCUAAGACAGAAGGUAAGGUUCGGAAAAAAAAAAAAAGACUAGAUU